AUGGCGCCGUCGUUGGUGCAUCCUGCCAGUUAUGGUCAGGUCAUCGAAUACAUCCAAGAUCGCCUGUACCUAGCAUCUUACAUGCAUGCACCCAACGAGCAUACUCCUUUCCCAUAUCCCACCCAGGCAAAGAAAUCGCCGCAAAAGAAGUCCUCCAAAGCGCUCUCAGGUCCCACUCCUGCCACUUUGCGACCUCCUCCAGUCUACUUCACCAUCGACGACACUCUUCUGUACAAUGCCUUUCACGCCGACUUCGGGCCCCUGCACAUUGGCCAUCUCUAUCGAUUCGCCGUUCAUUUCCACGAAAUCCUGGGUGACCCGGCCAACAACGACAAGGCCGUCGUGUUUUGGAGUAGGGCCGAUGCCAGGAGUCGAGCAAACGCCGCAUGUCUGGUCGCUUGCUACAUGGUGCUGAUCCAGGCAUGGCCUCCUCACCUUGCUCUUGCGCCCAUCGCUCAAGCCGAUCCUCCAUACAUGCCCUUUAGAGACGCCGGAUACAGUCAGGCGGAUUUCAUUCUCAAUAUCCAGGAUGUAGUAUAUGGCGUCUGGAAGGCCAAAGAAGAAAAUUUGUGUCAGCUCAAGGAGUUCAAUCUCGAAGAAUACGAGCGAUUCGAACGAGUUGACCAGGGAGAUUUCAACUGGAUCUGCCCCCAAUUUGUUGCCUUAGCAUCUCCUCAAUCUGAGCCCACCACACCUAUUCCCAUCUCGUCUCCAGCCUAUGCGACACUUCCCUCUUGCAUCCCGGAGAUCCAGCGUGCCAGAAUACCCCAACCCUUCAAAAACGUCCUCACGCAUUUCGUCCAACGGGACGUGGGUUUGGUUGUGCGACUCAACUCCGAGCUUUAUUGCCCAACAUACUUUACUGCUCUUGGUAUUGAACACAUUGAUAUGAUCUUUGAGGAUGGAACCUGUCCCGCCCUUCCAAUUGUCCGCAAAUUCAUCAAGCUGGCCCACGACGCUAUUGCCAAGAGUAAAGCCAUUGCCGUUCAUUGCAAGGCCGGUCUCGGGAGAACUGGGUGCUUGAUUGGAGCUUAUUUGAUCUAUCGCCAUGGCUUCACCGCAAACGAAGUGAUUUCUUUCAUGCGGUUCAUGCGUCCGGGAAUGGUGGUCGGGCCGCAACAACAUUGGCUCCAUCUGAACCAAGGUCAGUUCCGGGAAUGGUACUUGGAAGAUCAGUGGAAGGCAAAGAUGGAACUGAACAAACCCUCAACGCCUCGUGCGAUGUCAGCGAAAACACCCAUGCGUAUUCCAAGUGGAGCGCAGACUGCAACUCCGGACCGUUCUAGUGCCCAGAGAACUGCUCUGGGUGAAAUCGACGGCAACGACGUGUCGAAUGCUGCCGUCUAUCAGGAUGAAAACCUUCCAGCUCCAACGCCCGGUCAACCACGAAAGUAUGCUCGAAUGGACCCUCGAAGUCACCCAUAUGCUCGAUCAACUUCGGGUACUAUGCGCAUCAAUGGCAACAGGUCCGAGAGCGAAGUGACAACGGUCGAGACACAUCGACACAGUACAAAUGGUGCAGAAAGCGAAGAGGAGCUCAUUUUACAGCGAGCAGCAUCUCGUCGAAGUCAAAGCAAGAGUCCCAGCAGCAAGGGCAAAGCUCGCAGUGUUUCAUACACUACCACCACGACAACCAUGACCAAGACCGUCGAUGUGGGUGGCACGAUGGGUAUCUAUGAGGAUGAUGGUGAUAUCAAUUUCCAAAUAGAGGAUACAAAUGCCAUCUGGGAUGAACUCGCCCAGGAACAAGAAAAUCUCAAACUAAGCACGGUGAGUGAGAAGGGUCCAAAUGCAGCUGGCCGACCAAAGACUCCACGAUCUGCUAGUGGAAUGGGUGCCAUGAGCGUUUCGAAGACCCGAUCGCUGAGGGAAUCACCACGCCGCAGCGGCGUUGAGGAUAAGAUGAAGGUCAGGAAGACCAGUGGACGUGUUGGCAGUGCCAGUCACGGACCAGUUGGUGUUAAGCGGUAG
Cladophialophora psammophila CBS 110553 is the source of this 1971-nucleotide messenger RNA. RefSeq names its product cell division cycle 14. Gene Ontology annotation, molecular function: protein serine/threonine phosphatase activity; protein tyrosine/serine/threonine phosphatase activity. Gene Ontology annotation, biological process: regulation of exit from mitosis; positive regulation of cytokinesis; protein dephosphorylation. The transcript is spliced from 3 exons. Gene Ontology annotation, cellular component: centrosome; mitotic spindle midzone; nucleolus. The record is from RefSeq and is a predicted model, not a curated record. The coding region runs from base 1 to 1971 and encodes 656 amino acids. Lineage: Eukaryota; Fungi; Ascomycota; Eurotiomycetes; Chaetothyriales; Herpotrichiellaceae.